Messenger RNA from Suillus paluster, 1339 nucleotides. RefSeq lists its product as uncharacterized. Gene Ontology annotation, molecular function: RNA polymerase II cis-regulatory region sequence-specific DNA binding; DNA-binding transcription factor activity, RNA polymerase II-specific. The coding region runs from base 247 to 1119 and encodes 290 amino acids. The record is from RefSeq and is a predicted model, not a curated record. Gene Ontology annotation, cellular component: nucleus. NCBI's taxonomy places the organism in Eukaryota, Fungi, Basidiomycota, Agaricomycetes, Boletales, Suillaceae. Gene Ontology annotation, biological process: regulation of transcription by RNA polymerase II. The transcript is spliced from 3 exons.
GUGGCUCGUCCCUUAUGCUCAGACCAUCGCACACAAUUGCUUUGCGCUUUUUGCCUUUAAAGGCAGAAACGCGCGCUGCAGAAAAGCAAUCGUACUGGAUGUCCAUAGCAUGCCAGGUGCUUAAAAGGAAGCGGGAAAAAUGUGUGGAUCUGCCACAACACACGCGCUAUUCAUCCACACCGGGGAUUUAAUUCCAUCCCGCAGAUCGUCCACAUACUCUUCUCUUCUCUCAAACCCUAUCACAAGAUGCCUGCUGCAAACCGCGUUCACACACCUGUUGAUUGCCCUGUCUGCCACAAGACUGUGAGCCGCAAGGGAGAUCUUCCUAGACACAUGCGCACACACGAUGGAAACAAGGAGGCUCUUAUGCACGCAUGCCCCUUCCCCGACUGCGAUUACAAGACCCUCCAAAAGUCCAACGUGCAGACGCACAUCAGGACCCACACCCGCGAUCGCUCAAAGACGUGCCCUCACCCCGGAUGCGCGUUUGCCACCACUGAUCCGGGCAGCUUGACGCGUCACCGCAAGCAACUCCACGGCUACGAGCCCAAAGCGCGUCGCAACCUCGGUGGCAGAGCUGCUCGACAAUCUGCCACCGCUCCUUACCCCUCCCCACGACUCAUGAAUGCAGAGGUACAGACUCCUGCCUCGCUGGAUCUCAACGCCCUAACAUUUCCCGCGCUCGCAGACCUCAUUAGCUGCGACGCACCCUCACCCGCUGAGAGCAGUAACUCCAGUCUCUCCCAACUCUCGUGUGACGUCGCCGAUUUCUCCUGGGAGCAGCUGUUCCUCGAUCUCUCAGAUGACGGCUUCUCCUCCGUUUAUAAUCAGCCCUCUCGGCUCCCCGUCCCCGCCUCCAGCCACUUCCGGCCCCCAACAGUCCCCUUCGAUCUCUCCACUCUCCACAUGCCGCUGCAGUAUGAGUCGGAGCUAUUCUCCGAUGUCGAAUUUCAGUGUCAGCCCAUCGCCGGAAACAAUCUGAACUACUCCCAACCAGACAUCCUCGAAGAGUUUUUGCAGAACAAUGGCUCGGGAUACUUUGACGGCUGUGGGUACCAGUACAACACAACAUACCCGAUGACCCAGCCAGCGUUGGCGAGCGGGUAUAACGUCUAUUGAAAUCUUCACUUGAUAUCCUUCAUUCGUUGUCACAUACAUUGUUCAUUGCAUCAUCAUUUGCAUCUGUAUUUCAUCUUCACUGGAACACGACAUUAUCAUUAUUUUUCAUUUGUAUCACACCAUUUGCAUCUUCAUACGCACUUUUAGCAUUGCGAUCUUCACUGCAUAGGCAUUGUGUUUGAUUAGACGAAUCUCAAUGGCAUCACUAUCAAUGACUCCC